GAAAUGAGAAUUUCUUUGCAUUGUGUUUCGAAGCAAGGAUUCCCCUUUCAAACAUGAGCGCCGUGUUCACUAUGCAUCAUGUGCUUGUACAACAGCAUGAAACUGCAUUUUAUUUAUUCUGUAUCAAAAUCAAACAUAUUCAAAGCAAAGUGUUACAUUCUUCCUUUCUCGAACGUUUUUGCUUCUUUUCCAUAUUUCUAUCUCUGUCGAGUGAACUGAGAUUCAAAAGAUGGCCAACCACAUGUAUUAUGAACUCCCAGCGGAUCCCAUAGAAAGUACCCCCAGACCUCUUACUUCAUCACAAACACAACAACAACAACAACAACAACAACCGCCGCCUCCGCCACCGUUAUUGCCUCCCCGGAAUCCUUUGGCUUCAUCACCUGACGAUAAUGAGGAAUCAACAAUUCGAGGUGUUCCUGGAGAUGACCCAUCGGCUAUACCUCUACCACUAUUUACUCGUCGAUCGAAUUCAAAUCUUUUAAGUCAAACUUCGGCAAACUCUACCCACAAUACUACACCAACGCCUUCAAACCGACCUCCUGCACCCACAGUUGAAUCAUACGAAACCAACUCUUCCGAUAACCCAUCACCUCUCCCGCGUCACAGAUCAGAUUCAAAUACCCACACCGGUCCAGCUCUUCCACCCCGAAGAAUCUCUCAACACAAUCCAAAUGAAGUUUACUAUACCCGAGAUUCCCAUAGAGUGAUCGCAUAUCUCAUACCUCUUCCUAAACCAAUCGAUGUUUCCGAUGCAGACUUUCCUCAGCGCUAUUUGAUAUAUACACCACCCGCUGCUCAUCUCCUUAAACCAGCUGAAGGCAUUAAAGAGGGUAAACGUCAUAAGGGAAAGAGAGUCUGGCAGCGCGAGGUCAAGAAAGCCAAAACUUAUGAUGGCAAAACGAUGAGUCUUAAAGGACUUCAUAGUAAAACUACCAGAGGAGUCGUCUGGGGAAUCAAUUCCAUCAAAAACACAGACAUAACAUUUCUCAACCGAGUGCCACGAAAAGAAAUCGAAGAACUCCACCUGAUAUACCCACCUACUAUUUCUUACUCACCAAUCGACCUUCGCAACCAAUUUCUUUCUCAACUAACCCGCACCAAAGCCCGUGCUAAGAAGCACGCUGCAAUAUCUUCUCUUCUUCUUCUCCCCACCCUUUUAAUUGACACAUUCGCUGCCGUUAUCUGGCCUUUCGGUGGUCUCUUCGAAGUAGAUGCCGUAUGGACUUUCACCUCUGUUCGCGGCUAUCUUGUAUCUCGCUCCGUGACUAAAAGAUUAUCCUCCCAAGACACAAUUCACGACCACGAACAAAUGCGCAUCCAAGACAGGGAAUUGUACCUCCGCUUCCAUAAAUCCGAGCAAUUGAAGAUCUUGGAAAGAUAUGUGAAAGAAUUAUGUCAUAAGCAGAACCCAAAGAGGUUUGCUAGUGCGGGGGUGCCACCGACGGAAACGGAGGUUUUGAAAGCGAUGGGAUGGGAACCGGAUAUGAGGGGGAGAGUUAAGAGUGGAGAGAGGGGUGGAAUGCCUGAAGGUGGGAUGAGGGAUUGGGAUGAUGAGAGGUGGCAAGAAAGAGAGGUUAAAGAUGAUCUCCUGGGAGUUUUGGGGAAAGGUGCAAAAAGCUGGGAUGGCUGGUGUAAGAAGUGGGAGAAAAAUCCAAAGAAGGCGGAGAAGAAGUGAAGUUAGUUGAGGGUUGUAACUGACCUGUAUGGCUUUAGAAUAAUGUAAUGUAUGAAGUUACGUAAUUUUACGAUUAUAUGAUAGACGUUGUUGAAUAUGCGAUUAUCGAAAUCGUUGA
This is a messenger RNA of Botrytis cinerea B05.10, 1796 nucleotides long. RefSeq lists its product as hypothetical. The coding region runs from base 230 to 1678 and encodes 482 amino acids. Lineage: Eukaryota; Fungi; Ascomycota; Leotiomycetes; Helotiales; Sclerotiniaceae. The transcript is spliced from 4 exons. The record is from RefSeq and is a predicted model, not a curated record.